AUGACAUCGAAAAGCACGCAUCGAGUCCGCUGGUUCCCGAAACCGGGCAAUUACUUCUUCAUCGUCCCAUGGAUAGCGUUCAUACCCUGGUACGGUAUGCUGGUCGCGAUGCUGGUGUGCUGGGCCGCACAGGGUCAUCCGAUCUACUGGUUUAUGCACACCGACCAGUUCCCGGUCUACAUCUCGGACAUCGGAGCCACCAACCUGCGUCCGUUGUUCAUUUCAUGCGCCGGGUGGCAGGGCCUUGGGUACUGUAUCACCGUCGCGUGCGAAUACUUCCAACGUGCGGGCCGUUGGCCCUUCCAGCGCGGACUCUUCGCUAAAACGACGAGCGCCGACCACGGGUCUGCCACUGCGUCGACAGAGACUAUCAAAUCCAAUUACCGCGACGUUCUUCUGUCGGCGAAAUUUCUGAUGCCCCCGUACUACACACGCCACGAACGCAACUGUAUCUUUGCUGCGUUUGUGCUUGGACUCGUGGGCGAGGUGUGUUUGCUCAUGUGCUCGAUCUUCUCCACUGCAAAGUUCCCGCAUGUUCACACCUCGAUGGUAGCGUUGUUCUGCGUGUUCAUGUUUCUGUCCACUUGCUGUUUGAUGGCUGAAUACUACAUGAUGGGUAAGCAUUACGCGGCAUUGCAUCCACUUGCGUCGCUUGAAGAACGUCAGGGCGUCAAAACCUCACGCCACAAAUGGGUCGGUCAUAGUAUGAACAAGUUUACUUUAAGUGCCAUUGCCAAGACCCUUUGGCUUACGCUGGCGCUUGUAUGGGCCAUUUGUUUUGGCGCGAUCGACGAUAAUUCCAUCAGUGGAUGUUUCGAAUGGCUUCUUGCAUUUUGGUUCGGUGUUCUGUUCAUGAUCAUAUCGGUCGACUUUUACCUGGGAGGACGCUACAAGUACUCUAAGUACUUCCACCAAGUUACUGACUUCCAGGGCUACUACAAGUACGAGCGCCUGGUACCGUCAGUGCUUCAGGAACCGGUGUAA
Molecule: messenger RNA, 984 nt
Organism: Lachancea mirantina
Lineage: Eukaryota; Fungi; Ascomycota; Saccharomycetes; Saccharomycetales; Saccharomycetaceae
Source: the annotation of a GenBank genome assembly